GUAUUCAUAGUCGCUUCUUAUAUUUAAGAUCGUCUUAAGUUCGAUCUUAAGAUGCCCUCUAGAUUCACAGACAGUGAAUAAGACAGAACUCAAGAGAAAGUUCAAGCUGUGACUUAUGAAAGUCUAUCUUAUUUGAAGGCAAUCUUAAGACGUUUCAACGGGAUUCAUGAACAUAUCUUAUUUCACAUAAGCAUCAUCUUAAGAUUAUCUUAUUACUGUCAAAUUCAUAAUCAUUUAAGAUGAUCCUAAGCAUUUCUCUAGCAAGACAAAAUCGGUUAAAAUCCAAGUCGAGUUAAAAGUAGACUUAAGAUAUUCUUAUAUAUUUACCAGUAAAGUGUAACAGCUUUUUAAGUGAUACAAAUCGUUAUUUUUAUCUUUGAUGUGACAAAUUCGAUAUUUUGUUUAAAAUGGAAAUAGAGAACAUAAGAAAUAUUAAUUUAGAUGAAAUGGAUGAAAUCGAUUUUGACGACGAUGGAGGUUAUGUACUACGAGCUCCGAAAAGAUACAUAAGAGACUGGAUGAAUCCGUUUGAAUAUUAUUACAACCGAGAAUUUAAAAGGCGGUUUAGGUUUAAUAAAGAGUCUAUUCUAUAUGGAAUUCUACCUAAGAUAGAAAAUGAACUAAUACGUGAUAAUAACCGUGGCCUUCCUAUUCCUCCACUGUGUCAAUUGUUAAUUUGUCUACGAUUCUAUGCAACAGGCAGUUUUCAACAAGUACUUGGAGAUACGAUAAUCGUCUCACAGCCAACUGUUUCAAGAAUAGUUUUUCGAGUAUCUCUACUUUUAGCAAGACUCUUAAAUGAAAUUAUAAAGAUGCCUUCUUCACCAGAUGCCAUACAAGAAAAUAAAAGACUUUUUAAAGAUAUUGGACGUGGUAAUAGAGGUAUUGGUUUGCCUGGUAUCGAAGGAGCAAUUGAUUGUACGCAUAUACGCUUAGUCGGUACUAAUUUUCAUAACGUUGAGGAAAUUUACAGAAACCGAAAGGGAUAUUUUUCUUUAAAUGUACAGGCUGUCGUAGGCCCUAGAACAGAAUUUCUGGAUAUUGUACCAGAAUGGCCAGGUGGACAGCAUGACAGUCGAAUUUUUCAAAACUCUAGGAUAUACAUGAGAUAUGUUGAACGGCAACUUACAGGUACUCUAAUAGGAGAUGCUGGGUAUCCUUGUCUACCAUUUCUUUUAACUCCAAUUCAAAAUCCACGAACAGAGGAGGAAAACGCUUACAACGUACUUCAUAGAAGAACACGUCAGGUUGUCGAAAGAACGUUUGGAGUUUGGAAGCGUAGAUUUCCAUGCCUAUCGAGAGGGUUAAGCAACAAGUUGAUUUGUUCAACUACAAUUGUAGUCGCUUGUGCCGUACUACAUAAUUUGGCAUUAACCUUUAGUGACAUUUUAGAAGAGGAAGAACAAGAAGAACAAUAUAAUGAAAUCGAUAUGCCAAAUAAUGAACCACAUUGGCAACCGGGUGAAGGUUUUGCGAUAAGAGCAGCACUUAUUGAAAGACUGUUCAGAUAAAUUAUAUAAAAUAUUUCAAUAAGAAUUGUAUAUACAGAAAAGUUGUAUUUUAUAUAGAUAAUAUG
Molecule: messenger RNA, 1576 nt
Organism: Temnothorax curvispinosus
Lineage: Eukaryota; Metazoa; Arthropoda; Insecta; Hymenoptera; Formicidae
Product: putative nuclease HARBI1
Exons: 4
Coding region: 408-1511 (367 amino acids)
Source: RefSeq, a predicted model, not a curated record